GGGAAAGAUGGCAACAUUGCUCCUAGCCCCGUGCCAAUCAUUGCCCCUCACGAGCUGGUUUCCUGGUUGCUACGAGCUGGGAAGCUGCUUUUGCACGACGAAGAUGCAAAAAAGUUCUGGCAGCACCAUGCAGCUGUCGGUAGUGCCGGUGUUGAUAAGUGCAAGAACUUCAAGGACGGCUACACUGUGCAUCCACUGUGUAUUUACGGCGACGAAGCCGAGUACACGCAGACGAAGCAGAAGAUUCUUGUUAUCUACAUUAGCUUCCCUUUGUACGAUGACAGGAAGGUAUCUGUUUGGGGCACUCGCUUCCCCGUCUUUGCUUUGCGAACAGACAGAAUGGAGAGUAUGGAGUGUUUGGCUCCUGUGUGGGAUUUUUUAUGUUGGUCCCUGAACUGCUGCUAUAUAGGCAAGACACCAAGCCGUGCUGUCAACGGCGAUCCGUGGCACAGUCCAUCAGCAAUUCCGGGCGAUUUGGGCUUUCGCUGCAGGCUCUGGGAAGUACGUGGCGAUUGGAAGUGGCACUUUCAAUGCUUUGGUUUCUCAUCGAGUUGGCUUGCUGAUUCUGUAUGCCAUGUUUGCUCCGCUUCAAAGAGUGAUCCUCGGUGUAGCUUCGUGGACUUCAAAGCUUCGCCGGCUUGGCUGGGAACGGAGCGGAGUCACCAGCAAUUUAUUGCUGAACAGCUACCUGCUUCACGGCCUUGCAAUGCACUGUUAUAUUGCCUGGGUUUUGAUUACAAGAUGAUCAAGUGGUGUAGCAUGCAUACUGUCCACUUGGGCAUCGGGCUGCAUGCGAACGGGGGAGCUAUGCACGAGCUGGUACAGCAUGGCUACUUCGCUGGGCAGAACGAGUCAGCUCGAUUCAAUGAUGCCUUGUUGAAGUUUCAAAGCUUUUGCAAAAACCAUGGUGUGCAAACUUCUCAAUCGGCAUUCAAGCCCUACAUGCUGGUGACCAAGGGCGAGGAGUUUUGUUACUUCCAGACAAAGGCUCACAACGGCCGUGUUGUUACCAGCUGGCUGGCUUUCGAGUGCCGUGUUGCUGCAGAUUUGCUGAAAACCGAAAGGUUGGAACUUGCUGCAGCGACUAUGUAUUACCUUCACGACUGGUAUGGGAAGGUAGAGACUUCGGGCAGGUUUUUGUCAGAGGCCGAAGCCAUCGGGCUUCGGGACUGUGGGCUUCGACAUCUGGCUGGGUAUGCUCGACUUGCAAAGCUGGCAAUUGCUGAACGUCGCCUUGCCUGGCAGCUACGACCCAAGCAUCACGUUUAUCAUCACUUGCUACUGGAUGCUGUACGAGACAGAACCAACUGCCGAAAGUUUCAUAAUUUUCGAGGAGAAGCUGCUAUUCAACUCGCAAAGCGACUGGCAAGAACAGCACACCAGCUUACUGUGGAGCGGUCGGUGCUGCUGCGAUGGUACACGAGGCCUUUAUGCCAAACUUUUUGCUUUUUUCGAAAGCCAUUCCCACCGAAUAAUUUGUAUCGAUACUCCUUUCCCGUUACCCCUGAUCAGGUUGCUGUCCGAUGGUGCUCGCAAAGGGCAGAAGCGAAAGCGAUGAUCGCAGCAGCAAGAAAAUGA
Messenger RNA from Symbiodinium necroappetens, 1578 nucleotides. NCBI's taxonomy places the organism in Eukaryota, Dinophyceae, Suessiales, Symbiodiniaceae. The record is from the annotation of a GenBank genome assembly.